AUGAGAAUUGACAGAGUAGCCACAUCUGUAGAGUUUAACAUGAAGGGAUUGGAAUCCCAGUUCAUAGCCAAGAACAUUAUGAGGCUGCAGCGUCUGGGGAUAACCCAUGUUCUGAAUGCAGCAGAGGGGAAGUCAUUCAUGCAUGUGAACACUAAUGCAGAGUUCUAUGAAGGCACAGGCAUCAGAUACCAUGGCAUUAAAGCUAACGAUACACAAGAAUUUAACCUCAGUCGCUAUUUUGAGGAGGCAGCUGAUUUUAUUGAGAAAGCACUUUCCCAGAAGGAUGGACAAGUGUUUGUGCAUUGCCGUGAGGGCUACAGCCGUUCUCCUACACUGGUCAUCGCCUACCUCAUGCUUCGCCAGAACAUGGAUGUCAAGUCUGCGUUGAGCACUGUCCGGCAGAAGCGAGAGAUUGGCCCCAAUGACGGCUUCCUAAGGCAGCUUUGCCAACUCAAUGAGCAAUUAGUGAAGGAGGGCAAAUUGAAGCCCUAGAACAGAGCACCAUAGUAUUUUUUUAAGUUUCUCAAACCACCAGAGGACAUCUUAGGUGCUUUAGAUUCCCAAACCCCAAUCCCUAAGCUCAGUCACAUAAUGUGAGGGAGACAGAAUUCCUGUUCUUGUCUAGUGAAAGUAUCUUUCACGAAUUCUGGGUCUGUCUUUCAAGAUGGCACAAGAUUGUGUCACUGUUUGGAGCUGUUGCCAUAAAAAGGUGUUUUUAGAGGCAUAACUCCAGUGAUAACAACUGUCCU
This is a messenger RNA of Antrostomus carolinensis (chuck-will's-widow), 749 nucleotides long. It is a transcript of the gene DUSP3, whose product is annotated as dual specificity phosphatase 3. The record is from RefSeq and is a predicted model, not a curated record. Gene Ontology annotation, cellular component: cytoplasm; cytosol. The transcript is spliced from 3 exons. The coding region runs from base 1 to 492 and encodes 163 amino acids. Lineage: Eukaryota; Metazoa; Chordata; Aves; Caprimulgiformes; Caprimulgidae. Gene Ontology annotation, biological process: negative regulation of JNK cascade; positive regulation of mitotic cell cycle; negative regulation of ERK1 and ERK2 cascade. Gene Ontology annotation, molecular function: protein tyrosine/serine/threonine phosphatase activity; MAP kinase phosphatase activity.